AAUUCAGAACCUACUAUUGACUGAAUAGGCUAGCAUAACAUAUAAUCGUGCGAUGUCAAGCGCACAGUCGUAUUUGUCAGAUUCGUGUGCUGUUCUUUUUUUUCAUGUGGAUUAAAUCAAGGAACCAUCACAGAGUGAUUGGCCGGAAAAUAGUCCAUUUUUGCGUUUUUUUCAAAUGGAUAGGAUGGAGGGAUCGGGAUGAUUUUUUUUACGAAUAAGACUAUUAUGAACAAUACAAAAAUAUAUUUUUUUAUUUGUUUCCAUUUAUCUUUUGCCGUUGUUAUUAUUCAUUUAAAAAACGCGUGUUAAAAAAAGGGGGCCAUUGGUGCCUACGAUUGCGGGUGUAGUUUGCGUCGAAAUUUAAAAAAAAACGAAUUGAUUAUUAAUCUGUAGGGAAGCCGCUAUGUUCCCAUGAAGGUAUUUUUAAUUUAAAAAAAAUGCCGGUAGUUUGAAUUAAAAGUACAAUUUUUAGCCCCUUUUUCCGACAGUUUUUUGUGUGAAAAAAUAUGAAGAUUACAAAAAAAACUUCAAUCAGAACAUAAAGAAUGAAAUAAAGAAUAUGCAAUAAAAAUUUGAAGCUGAUUGAUUGAUAACUCUCCCUCUGAAAGUUGACACCCUUAUUAAAAGAGGCAUUUCCAGAAAAACGCGUUUUAAGACCGUCCGUCCGGCGCCUGACGGCCCAAUCUCUUAUUCUAAGAAAGGUUGUAGGAAUCGUAAUAGAAUUUUAAUUUAUAAUUUGAGCGAACAUACACAACUGUAUGUAUUUUGAAAUGAAACCCAGAAAAACGAUUUUUCCAAAAUUUCAUACUACGAUGAUUAUUGUCGACGAUACUUAAAUUAUUGUCUGAAUAUGCUGAAUGAGUUAACUUUGCAAAAGUUUUAUAGUAAAUUCGGUAAUGGGCACGAUAUUUGUUCAAACGCUUCGACCUAAUUUUGCCGUUGAGUUAUAUAUGAACACUCUUAUUUUAUGAUUAAUUGAAACUGGGUGGAAAAUGAUGAUCAAAUAUUGAUAAAGAAAUAAAAAAAUGUAGCCCAAGCUUGUGAUACACGAUACGAAUAUUAUAAGUGGUUUAAACGAAGUUCAAGUAGCUCAAGUUAAUAACAUAGGUUUUACAAAUAGCCAAAUAGCAUCGCGCUUUCAUUGUCUCAUGAAUAAAUUAAGGGUAUGAAAAACUUAGUUAUAUACUCGUUGAUUAAUUACGGUACAUAAAGUUGGUGCACAAAGGUAUAUACAUCACCCACUCACUUACUGGUUGAAUGAUAGAGAAGAAGUUGAGAUGAAAAACGAGGAGCAGGUUUCAAUUCUUGGGCGAGUCACAAACAGGGACGCAUGAGAAGCACGAUCAAGACUUGUUGGAAACAACUUGUUACAUGUAUGGAGGGGUAAUCAUUACACACAUCGAUUAAUGGAAGUAGUAUUCAAAAUAUUGCACACAAAUGGCUAUCAAAACUAUGUAUAAAAUCAGUGUGAGCUUGAAAAAUAUGUGUUCAUUUUUUACUGCCGUUUCAAAGACUUGUGUUAGAAAAAGAUGUUGAGUUUAAUGACUUUGCAACAUGUUUCCUGGAAGUUUUUUUUAGUUAAUGCAUUUUGAAGUAUACACCAGGAGUUGAAAGUUACCAGGAUGUCAACGUUCUUUCCAGUGCGUGUGUGCACUUCGAUGAAAAGUUAAAACAAUUACUCCAUGAGGUUGUCCAUUUCCCUCCUUGCGUUGGUCAUAAAUCAUUAAUUCGACAGAGUUGGGGGCUCGUCGAGCAAGACGAUUGAACUCGUUCCACACGGUUGACUAUUUGUGUCAUUGGCCGAGGCUCACUUUACCAGACACUCCGUGUCAACUCAAGUACUACCCUACCAGCUAGUAGAGUUUGUGGAUGAGGUUGACGUAAAUGGCUUGCGAUCAAUUGAAUGUGUACUAAAUUCUUGGAUCACAUAUGACAUGGGACUUGGGUCAUGCGUUGUGCGGUAUAUGCUACCUUCUUACAAGAGAGAGGAUAAACGCCUGAUUCAAGAACUAAUUUUUAAAAAAAGCUGAGGCACCGGAAAGUUGGUCUGUGUUUCGAUUUGACUUGAAAGGAAACGCAAGAACACAUGCAGAGGGGUUGAAGCGGAUUAAACUGUCCAAUCAAGAAUUUGUCUACACAACCAUGUCGGAGGACAACGGAGUGAAACAAUCUCAAGCUAUAACCGAUGUACUGAAAAAGAAAAAGUGUGACCAGACCGAGGAAAUAAAAAAAUUAUUGAGCCAGUGAAAUUUGUCAGAUACAGAAGAGGACAACUCGAAUAAUGCUGAUUUGUAAUCUGCUUGCGACAGAAGUUCUUCAGACUCUGAUGCCAUUCCUGCCAAGUUUCGUGCAAGAAAUAAGAAAGUUUUUAACAAGCCUUUGGUUGAAGUUAGAACUGGACAAAAAAAUUUAACUGCUGCGCAAAAAAGUAUUGGUCACUCCAUCAACUCGUGACGGUGACAGUCUGCAGCAUAAUAAAAAUGAAAGGUCGCUUAUAGAAGGGAUCGAAAAUAUCGAGAACACUAUGCUUGAUGGGAAUGAUUUUACUUUUCGUUUACAACAGCAGAUUUUAUAGUUACGCUUUGAGGUUUGUUUCUUCGCAACCGUUUAAAGGGUAUCGCGGUAGUUACUUUUUGGCCAAUCCGGUGUCGUUAUUUCCCUCGCUACCUAUUUAGCUAAAAACAUCGAUCAUUUGCUCAUUUGUCUCAACUGAAUUCCAUCAGUAAUACGGCGGCAGUCAUUUGAGUUAUUACAUAUUUACCGUUCAUCGCGUUACCAAGGCAAGGAAGAGUUGAGAAAAAAAAUAAACAAGAAGAAAGAAAAGCAGAUAUGUCGGAAGAUGAAAUUUCUGAUUCGCAAUAUGCAAAUCCUGGAACUCCGCCCGAUUUGCAAAAAACCUACAAUGAAUCGAAAAGAAAUUUGCUUCCCACCAAAUCGGGGGACCUGUACACAAAGGCCUAUGAUAAUUUUGUUAAAUGGCAAAAAGACCGAAAAACUAAUUCGACAUCAGUUCGUGUGCUAUUGACAUACUUUAGUGAAAUGUCGGAGACGCGUGCACCAUCGACAUUGUGGAGUGAAUACAGCAAAUUAAAAAGUACCAUCAAAAUCCAUCAAGGAGUCGAUAUUGGCACCUACAGUGAACUAAUUGCAUUCCUGAAGAAAAAAUCCAAAGGAUAUGAGACGAAAAAAGCUCCUGCCCUUACUGGACUUCAUGUAGAGGACUUUUUGGUUAAUGCAGAUGACUCACGGUACUUGUUUGAAAAGGUAGCAUUGACCCUUGGAAUUUUGGGCGCUUGCAGAAGAGAAGAGUUGACAAAUAUGCGAACAGUUGAUUUAGAAAUUUUCUACUCAGAUAAAGACCGAGAGAAAAAAAUUCCCAUGAUGCUCAUUCAGAUUCCAUUCUCGAAAAAUGGAAAAGCCAGGUCCUUUGUGGUAAAAGAUGGAUUCUAUCAGAUCGUACAACGCUACAUCAAACUUCGUCCAAGCAAUGUUCCCCACCAACGGUUCUUCAUAAAUUACCAAAAUGGUAAAUGCACGAAGCAAGCUAUUGGUAUCAAUAAAAUGGGAAAAGUACCCUUCAUUAUUGCUCAGUUCUUGGGACUACCAAAUCCUGAACGUUAUACGAGUCAUACCAUUCGUCACACUGGAGCAUCCCUAUUUAUUGAGGGCGGGGGUAAUAUGGAAGAUUUAAAAAGGCUUGGUGGAUGGAAGAGCGAUACUGCAGCCUCAGGAUACAUCACUCACUCGAAAUCUAGUAAAGAAAAAAUCUGCGAAAAAAUCACAAGUGCAAUAAUUUUGCCUAGCACAAGUUUUGAAUCGAAACCAAGUGGAUCUUCACCCAGAACACUUCUUACGAAGGCUUCGAAUGGUUCUAACUCUGAACUGACUUCGUCUAGAUCAUCCCCAGUAGCACCACCCAUGGAGGCCAUUGCUGGCUCGAGCUCAAGAAAUAUAUCACUGGGGAAACAAAUAGUAUCAAGUGUAUCUGAUAAAGAGAACGUUGUACCGAUUGAACUUCAGACAGCUCGUCCGGGGAUCACGUUGAGCAUCAAUGAUUGCACGAAUUGCACCUUCCAUAUCGAGGAAAAAAAAAAUGCCUAAAAUCAAAUCAAUUUUAUUGCAUCCUCAAUUAUGUGGGAAUAUUUCAAAAACUAAGCAAGAUAGAGUAAUUGUUGAGGCAAAAUCACCCUAUCUCGUUUCGCUUCCAAGUUAUUCUCAAAAAAAUUGGUAAUGUAAUAAAAUCGAUUUAUCUGAAAAUAUCAGAUUUUUCAUGAAUAAAGAGUUUAUUUUACUUUUAUUUUAGGA
This is a messenger RNA of Venturia canescens, 4305 nucleotides long. RefSeq lists its product as uncharacterized. The record is from RefSeq and is a predicted model, not a curated record. Gene Ontology annotation, biological process: DNA integration; DNA recombination. NCBI's taxonomy places the organism in Eukaryota, Metazoa, Arthropoda, Insecta, Hymenoptera, Ichneumonidae. The transcript has 6 exons. Gene Ontology annotation, molecular function: DNA binding. The coding region runs from base 2830 to 4101 and encodes 423 amino acids.